AUGAUAAAAGUAUUAAAUAAAUUAGUCAAAAAAGACGAAUUUGAGACUGAUGAAGUUUCUAAAAAAGUUACAAUUCAAACUGAUGAGUCAAGUCAAAUUACAAAUGCAGAGAAAGGUAUAGUUAUUGGAAAUAUAAAUGAGCAAGACAUGAGACAUAAUACUUCUAGUAGCUAA
Messenger RNA from Ambispora leptoticha, 174 nucleotides. The record is from the annotation of a GenBank genome assembly. Lineage: Eukaryota; Fungi; Glomeromycota; Glomeromycetes; Archaeosporales; Ambisporaceae.